ACGACUCCCCGUACCUUAAUUCGUGUCCAAUGCGUGAGACCGUGCAUGAGAGUUACCUGCGUGGGUGUGCGUAGAUGAGCCUACCUGACGGCGUCCGACACGCAGUUGGAGCUCUUCUAUCUUCACCGAUAUAUCGGCGCGGCGCGUUAAUUUUUUUGUACAGUUUUUAAAGUUGUUGUUGUUUUUUUUUUUUUACGUUUUUGAUAAAUUUUUCAUAUUUGAAAAAUCUAUCGAAGAAAGUUAAUCGUCGAUAGAACGUUCGUUGAUUAAAAUUUCGCGGAUCCGCGGUGUCUGAUAUGCGCCAAGUGAUAAGGUGUGCGAGCCUCCGUAAUAUCGGUAUAAGAAGUGAAUGUGGAUUAUAGAUAGAUAGAAUGUGCCAGACCGAAAGUCUUGGUGCAUUGCUCUUAGCCUGGACCAGUGAACCGAUCUUGUGUGAGUGAUCUUGAUACAGUGGUUUUCGGUAGUGCGUGUUCCGCGUUCUACUGUUUCUUGUAGAAUAAGGCGCACCUUGAAACGCCUCGAGAAGAAGAGGAACACGGUGAAUUUUUUUCCUAACUUCCGACUGGAAAUGUGAUCGAACUAUAGCGGAUAAUUAAAAAAAAAAAAUCCGCCGAAAAGGAACCUCCAGAAUGCCGACUGACCUUGUGGUUACGUCGGUGUCCGAGGACGUCGGUCGGGGUCGCGAGCAUCUGGGACCUUCGUCCAGAUCGGGCCCGACGUCAUCCGGUUCGUCGUCGGGUGCCGGACCUUCGUCCUCCAGAAAUUUCGAUCCGUCGGGUGCGCUCGCCGCCUAUCAUCACCAUCAUCACAACCUGGUAGCGGGUCUGGGUCAUCCUCAUCAUCGAGAGUCGUCAGCCUUCGUACCCGUGGUUCCGUCGCGUCUUCACCUGGCCCCGUAUCCCGGCGAGAUGCAUUCGCAUCUCUCCGGCGCCGGUUCCUCGUCGACGACGUCGAGCGGCGACCGCGAAGGUCCCGAAAACACCGCCAGAAAAUCAUCGUCGAGUUACGAAAUAAUGGCGAUGAUGGCCGAUAAGAGAAAAGAGUUAGCCGCCAGGGCGCUGCUCCUCCCCCCACCUCCGCUCCUGGAACCACCCCCUGGAUACCCCGUUUUCGCUGGUCCUUUUCCGGGAGGAUCGACUCUUUAUCCGCCCGGAGGACCCCUAGCUCAUCAGCACCUGGACAGACGACUCCUCAGGGCUCCGGGACGAGCUUCGAGACCGAAAAAACAAUUCAUAUGCAAGUUUUGUAACCGACAGUUUACCAAAUCUUACAAUUUACUGAUCCACGAAAGGACUCAUACGGACGAACGACCGUACUCGUGCGAUAUAUGCGGAAAGGCGUUUCGCCGACAAGAUCAUCUCAGAGAUCAUCGGUAUAUCCACAGUAAGGAAAAACCCUUCAAGUGCGGGGAGUGCGGCAAGGGCUUCUGCCAGAGUCGGACAUUGGCGGUUCACAAGAUCCUCCACAUGGAAGAGUCGCCCCACAAAUGUCCGGUUUGCGCCCGAAGUUUCAACCAGAGAAGCAACCUGAAAACUCACCUACUCACGCACACGGAUCACAAGCCAUACGAGUGCACGUCGUGCGGGAAGGUCUUCCGCAGGAACUGCGAUCUCAGAAGACACGCGCUGACGCACGCCGUGGGCGACGUUCCGCCCGAGGCCCUCGAGGAAGCUAUGAGGGACGACGACAGCCCCGAAGAAGAUUGCGGCCCCGAAUCCGGUCCCUCGUCUUCUUCGAACGCUCCCUCUCUACCCGGACCGUCCUCUUCGACGUCCGCGUCUUCCUCGACGACCGGGAACAACGGCAGCAAUAACCCUUCGUCGAGCUACCCCCCUCCACCGCCCCAACCCCCCAUGCAAAACAGACCUCAGUUGCAAAUAAGACGGGAUUUGCUUCAAGUGAAACCCUCGUCAACGAUGACGAGCGGGGGUGGACUUUCCUCCCUGCAAAAUCCACCUCCUCCGCUUCCCCCUCCGCCACCUUUAAUCCUCACUUCUUAUCGGCGGCGACUCGGCUCCCCGGGACCUUCCAGAGUCCUUUUGGAACUUCAGGAGCGCGAGCGGGAACGGGAACGCGGAAUCGAGAGGGAACUCGAGAGAGACAGACAGAGAGAGCGCGAACGAGAACGGGAACGCGAAAGAGAAAAGGAAAGAGAAAGAGAAAGAGAACGGGAACGGGAACGGGAGAGAGAAAGGGAGAGAGAACGCGACAGGGAGAGAGAGCGAGAAAGGGAACGCGAAGAAGAAAAUCGACCUCCCAGAGCUCCGACUCCGCAACCACCUCCGCCACCUCCUAGACCUGCCCCGGCGAGGCAGGGCUUCACUAUCGCCGACAUAAUGCGUCGGUAGGAUUUCCCGAAGGAUAUAAUGAUAGAGAAGAAUCGGUAUAAAACCAAUCUUCGGAGCAAUCGAAUCGAAGGAACGGAAAAAAAAAAUAAAAAAUAAAAACGCUCUGUCGCUUCUCCUACCUGCAGCAACAAUACGGCGCGUCGUGAGAGCGUUGAAGAGAAAAAAGUCUUCGGAUGCCGAUGACCCUGCAAGAAGAGAAAAAUGAUUUUCAGUUUCGUAGAAAAAUUUGCAGCAUCUUUUUUACAUCGCCGUCGUCGUGAAUGAUUCUUUGGGGGGACGGGGGAAAAAGAAGAAGAAAAAGAAAAAACGAUCACAGAAUAGAUUUUUCGGUAUUGAAAACGUGUCUUCCGCAAACUGGCAGUGUGCUAAUUUAGUGUUGAAAUUGACGAACAGUCCUGAAUUACGGCGAACUAAAAAUCGGCACCUGCACAUCUAAUUUCGGCAGUCCGUCCACGCCACGGGUAAAGUGCUUUAUUGUAAUUAACGUGUAGCGCAGUAUGAACUGCCUAAUAGAGACAUUUUAUAUAGACGAAACGAAAAAGAAGAAGAAAUUGCGUGUAUAAUUUUUACAUCCCCUCAUUUUUUUGGGAGGACGUAUACGAGGUGUAUUAACAUGCGAUGUUUCAUCGAGAAACGUACUCAAACGCGCAGCUUAAGCUCAACGAAACAACGUAUACAUAAGAGGAGAAGUAUAGAAAAAAGAAAGAAUUAAUUACACAAAUACGUACAUACGACCAAGAAUAAAUCAGAAACCAGCCAUUUCUGUGUCAUAAAGUUAGAAGUAGAAAAAGAAGAAGAAGAAGAAGAAAAAAAAAACUAUUUACACACCUAUUUUUGUGUACGAAAACUUAAUGAAUAAUUCCGACGAACCGCGGACGAAAUAAGCGUUCGACGGUUCGAUAUAUAAACGCGUUUUUAGUGCUCAAGUAAGUUUGAGGAGGCAAUGAAUCAGAGAUACGGUAAUAAUAAUUCAUCGUUUUCGCCAAAGUUAGUACGAUACACGUACUGAAAUUACGUCGCGACACCUACCCAUCGCGCGUCUAGGUAACAUUUUUCCUCAUCCUCUCGCCGCUUCCAGCUCUCCAGUCUCUUUGUUACAUCGUUCCAACCGGAAUCGGGAAUACAUGUAUACGUAUAAGCGACUUUUUUCGUUUCUGUAUUGUGUUUGAUGCAAAUUUAACGGUCACGUGGUGGAACUACCUGUGCCACCGUAACGGUGGCAACCGGCAGGUGCAAUACGUUUGGGUUUUCGGAUAUACACUCCGCGGUUAUAUUUUUACCUGCUUCUCCCCGCAGCUUCCCUGGUACCCCGAUCCCGCAGCGCUCUUUUUUCCAUCGUCUAAAAAUAGGUACAUCCCGACCCUUUCCGACGAUGCCAAAACUUUUUCGGUUUUCAAUAAUUUUUUUUUUUUCUCCGCUUUUUUUCUAUUUUCUUUUUUUUUCUAUCCCGAUCUACUUCUACGUGAAAAAAAGGGGCGGCUUUCCGUGUUCUUUGUCCGUCGGAUACACGUGUUUUAUGUCGAGAACGAGGCCGUCUCGAAGCUCCGAAUCGAACUAUAACUUCCAUCUAUCGAACUGACGUUAACAAUUUAUGUGUGCGAUCGCGUUAGGCCGGCUAUCCUGCCCCCAGGACACAGCUGGUGUGGUGUAUCGACUAAUAAUAUUCUCGAACCCGUCGUUAUAUUCAUAAGGGAUUCGAUCUAGAAAACACAUUUCUUCUGCCUCUAAGACGAGAAAGUUUUAGUUUUUAUUGCGAUCGAUUUUUGAAAAAAAUUUUGAGCUGCGGUGCAGAGGGACCAGAUAAUAUUUAUGAAUAAAAUUUUUGCGUUGCCAUCACAACGCGUCGUGUGAUAUCUGAUGAUAGUGUUCGAUAGGAAUUAUCCCUGACCUGGGCAAUCGUGCACAAGGAGGCGGGGAAAAGAAAAAUUGUAACUACUGUAGGUGACUGAGAAUGUUGGAAAAAAAAAGAAAAGAAGAGAACCGAAUGAAUGAAAAAUUGUGAAAAUGAAAGAGCAGUGAACGUCAUCGAAAAUAUAGGGACUUUAGAAGCGUAUAAUAUGAAUACCUAUAGUGAUAUCUACGUACAAGGGGAUAAGGCUGAUGAGAAAUUGAAAAAUUUUCAACCGAUUCCCCGAUUUCCUGUUAUUUCUUAAAUCCUAAGUUUUACACUACACUAUAUAUAAGAUGAUUAUGUUAUAUUUUUAGAUUUAUCGUUAAGCAUAAAAUAGAUGAAUAAAA
Molecule: messenger RNA, 4586 nt
Organism: Athalia rosae (coleseed sawfly)
Lineage: Eukaryota; Metazoa; Arthropoda; Insecta; Hymenoptera; Athaliidae
Gene: bowl
Product: zinc finger protein 628
Exons: 3
Coding region: 630-2348 (572 amino acids)
Biological process (GO): embryonic pattern specification; regulation of transcription by RNA polymerase II; embryonic hindgut morphogenesis
Cellular component (GO): nucleus
Molecular function (GO): RNA polymerase II transcription regulatory region sequence-specific DNA binding; DNA-binding transcription factor activity, RNA polymerase II-specific
Source: RefSeq, a predicted model, not a curated record